This is a messenger RNA of Anopheles merus, 2351 nucleotides long. It is a transcript of the gene Tango11, whose product is annotated as transport and Golgi organization protein 11. The record is from RefSeq and is a predicted model, not a curated record. The coding region runs from base 470 to 1267 and encodes 265 amino acids. The transcript has 3 exons. NCBI's taxonomy places the organism in Eukaryota, Metazoa, Arthropoda, Insecta, Diptera, Culicidae.
CGUAGCAGCACUGAUAUAUUUUGUCUCAUCAAGAAAUUUCGUUUUAUUUUCACUAUCCCUCCAAAACGGUUGUGCAUUCCAAAUUGUGCGCGAAAGCAGUUGUUGCAAAUUCGAGUGCGUUAUUUGUGCGAAGCGUUACAACGCGCUGCUGUCAUUCCCGUCCUGUCAACCCCGACCGACCAGAACGGACUGGUGCCUGGAAGAAAAAACAGCGAAAAAUAUUCGUGUCCGCGCAACAAAAAGGAAAACUGAAAACAUUAUCCAACGCGACGAAAAAAAGGGUGUACGCUUUCCAUUGCCGUAACCGUAGUGCGCGCUGGUGCUAAGAUCUAUGUUUGCAGCAUAUUGCACCCGCCCGUACCAGUGCAAUUAUAAAUAGUUUUCAGCGAGCGAACUGCUGCUGCUGCCGCUGCAUCUGUCCAGGAGGAGGGGCCCAUCGGAAUCUUUGUCACACGGACGCGCUUACAAAAUGGCCCGCUCGAUAAGUCCCGGAGGCUACUCGAACUACGACGACGAUGCGAUGUUUCAGAACGCCGCCUUUACGCACGACAUCAGCGAACAGAUGCGAGUGCCGAAGCGCAUCCGGGCGACCGGGGACUACUACGACGACCAGGACCUGCUGCCGAACGGCAAUGGUGAGAUAAACUCGUGGAACUACCACAACAAGAUCGAUAUGACCGUACCGGACCGUAUCGUAGUGCUUGGUCAGGAUCAGCAUUUGGUUCUUACAUCAGGCACCAAAUCGGCCCCACGGGAAAUAAUGCUGGAGAACUCCAUCCUGCCGAAGGAUCCGGGGUUUGUGCGCGUUUCGACGCCGCCCCGCGUAAUCACACUUUCGGAGCAUCACUUUCCGUCGGCCUCGGACGAACCGGAAGAGAACGCCAAAGACAACUACCAGGAGGAUAACUAUGGGCCGGCUUCGCUCGAGUCGAUCGAAGAUCCGAACAGCAGCAAUGCUUACUUCUCCCGGCCAUCGUUAGCGCACGGCCGGGAACCGUCUAAACGGUCCGCAUUUUCAAAGUACAACAAUGAGCUUACGCUGACCAGAAGCAUGCGCGAAGAAACACCAACCUUCGGUGGUAGUGUCGAAAACUUGACACCCUCAGAGGAGCUCACGCAUCUAAGGCGCCAGGUGGCUAAAAUAAAUCGACGCCUACUGGCGGUCGAGAUUGAUUCGGUACAAAGGCAGCAGCGCGAGAAAAUUAUCUACUGCGUAGGGAUGGCUUACUUCCUGUUCAAAACCUUCAUGUGGCUCAGCCGGAAGUAAGUCGAGCGGUUCAAUCCGCGACCCAAUUUUCUCUGGUGGCCAUGCAUAGCUGUGUCCAUCGGAAAAGCGUACGAGGGGGAAUGUAAUGUACUAACUCCAACAUAAUGGAUGGAGCCCGACAAAUGGCACACAAGCAAGCACCAUACCAUAACCAUUCAUCAGAAACCUUUGUUGGAGGUCGUCAUCUACACACAAGGUGCAAGGACGAGUCAGAGCAGGCCGUGAGCUCUUUGUUCUGCAGCAAUGGUGCAAGUGCGAUAGUGGAAAGCAUGUUGUUUAUUUGGUUUGUGUACAUGAAUACACGGGGACGGGCGAGGGGUGUGUUAAAAUAUUGGCGUUUUCAAAAGGGAAUUGGUAAACUGAUAGUGAGGAGCGUGAUUUAACAACAACAACAAAAAACAUUGUUCUGUACGAUUUAGUAGAAGAAGCUAAAGUAUUUCCACAAAAAAUUGAGUGCUAGUUGAUUAGAUUUCCCGUUUGAUUUACGUUCUGUGAGAGUAGAAGACACAAAAAGGGUAGUAUUUUUACACAUUUUUUUAUAUUCCUCUUUUUUUUUUUGCACUGACCCUCGAGAACGAUAAAGAAUGGUUCUGUAUCGAUGAUAUUUGCGUUCAUUUUAAGUUAUUCCACGAAGCUUAAACACACGAACGAGAUAGGAUUAAUAAAACUCAUGAUGUAGCAUGCAAAGUUGCAGAAAAUAUAUAAAUAUCGUUACGAAUAAAAAAAAAGCAUGCAAAUCGUUGUCCCUUAUCUCGAACGAAACAUCUGCUCCGAAAAUAGAUAGCAGGAUAGAGGAUCAAUGAUAAGGGCUCAGGAGUGCAGUGUUCGGUGGCUAAAGUCGGUGCUCAGACCAAACCGAAGCGAGUGUAUCUAGUUGUGUCUAAAAAAGGAACAUGCUAGUUCAAUGAACCCCCCCCACUGGACUACGAGUUGACGGCAAUGAAACGGGGGCCCUGAGCCACAUAUGGAAAUCGCCUGUUCCAAUACACAGCUUCCUGUAAAUUUUACGCAAAAACUGAUCAAAUCUGCUUUUUAAUGAAUAUAUUCAUCUACUGGUUAGUUAAAUGAAGCGUUUUGAAGCCAA